GCCCGCCCCGGCCCGCCCCGAGCGCAGAGAGAUCACCUCCGCCCGUCACCUCCUCCCCUUGUCGCCUAGGUCCACCCAAGCCCCCUCCCCCGGGCCGCCCCCGAGCACGAAGUUGGCGGGAGCCUAUAAAAGCUGGUGCCGGCGCGACCCGCGGACACAGUGCAGGCGCCCGAGCCGCCGCCGCUAGAUCGGUGCCGAUUCCUGCCCUGCCCCGACCGCCAGCGCGACCAUGUCCCAUCACUGGGGGUACGGCAAACACAACGGACCUGAGCACUGGCAUAAGGACUUCCCCAUUGCCAAGGGAGAGCGCCAGUCCCCUGUUGACAUCGACACUCAUACAGCCAAGUAUGACCCUUCCCUGAAGCCCCUGUCUGUUUCCUAUGAUCAAGCAACUUCCCUGAGGAUCCUCAACAAUGGUCAUUCUUUCAACGUGGAGUUUGAUGACUCUCAGGACAAAGCAGUGCUCAAGGGAGGACCCCUGGAUGGCACUUACAGAUUGAUUCAGUUUCACUUUCACUGGGGUUCACUUGAUGGACAAGGUUCAGAGCAUACUGUGGAUAAAAAGAAAUAUGCUGCAGAGCUUCACUUGGUUCACUGGAACACCAAAUAUGGGGAUUUUGGGAAAGCUGUGCAGCAACCUGAUGGACUGGCCGUUCUAGGUAUUUUUUUGAAGGUUGGCAGCGCUAAAUCGGGCCUUCAGAAAGUUGUUGAUGUGCUGGAUUCCAUUAAAACAAAGGGCAAGAGUGCUGACUUCACUAACUUUGAUCCUCAUGGCCUCCUUCCUGAAUCCUUGGAUUACUGGACCUACCCAGGCUCACUGACCACCCCUCCUCUUCUGGAAUGUGUGACCUGGAUUGUGCUCAAGGAACCCAUCAGUGUCAGCAGCGAGCAGAUGUUGAAAUUCCGUAAACUUAACUUCAAUGGGGAGGGUGAACCCGAAGAACUGAUGGUGGACAACUGGCGCCCGGCUCAGCCACUGAAGAACAGGCAAAUCAAAGCUUCUUUCAAAUAAGAUGGUUCCAUAGCCUGUAUCCAAAUAA
Symphalangus syndactylus (siamang) is the source of this 1040-nucleotide messenger RNA. It is a transcript of the gene CA2, whose product is annotated as carbonic anhydrase 2. Gene Ontology annotation, biological process: carbon dioxide transport; regulation of intracellular pH. Gene Ontology annotation, cellular component: plasma membrane; cytoplasm; apical part of cell. Gene Ontology annotation, molecular function: zinc ion binding; carbonate dehydratase activity. NCBI's taxonomy places the organism in Eukaryota, Metazoa, Chordata, Mammalia, Primates, Hylobatidae. The record is from RefSeq and is a predicted model, not a curated record.